AUGCGCUCACCGACGAUGCAGGGUAGAGGUUUUGGCACGACAGAGAGGAAGCAUAGGCGAGUGGUGCAGGAGGUGCUCGUCGGAGGUGAGGAAGGACUCGCCAUCGUGGAAGUCGGGGAAGGAGGCCUUAACGCCCGGGUGCAGCUAGAAUGGAACCCCACGGCCCUCCGCAAGCUCCUGGUGCUGCAGGGGAGGUGGAGGGCGUCAGAUCACCACAGCCCUGAACUCUUGCGAGAGCCGGCCAUGGCGUGGUGUAGUUCUGGACCUUGUUCUAAUGGUGCUAGGAGCAGAGAGGGGGGAGAUGGAGGUGCGGCUAGGCGAAUCGCGGCCCACCACUCGAGCAACUCUACUCGUCUCGGCUACUCGCUUUCCGUCCGUUCUCCGCACCCGCGUACGCCGCGGUACAACGCCACACACGCGGGCGAGCGACGGGCCCUUCCGCGCGCCUUCUCCGCCCCCAUCAUUUUAGUCUCCCGUCACGCAUACCGCGUCCCCAGCUCCCCCCGCGGCCCCAUACCUAUAUAUGACUUCGCCCCCGCGCUCCAUCACACCUCAGCCAUCUCCUCCUCCUCCUCCUCCUCAAUCAUCCUCCUCCCGCGUCUCACUGAAGCAGCACAGUACAUCGGAGUGCCGCCGCCGAUCGAGCUAGCCCCGCCAGCCGAGACUCGAGACUAUCAGAUCAUGAGCACCUACCUCACGCCCUUCACCCCUCUCCCAUCGCUCUUCGACGGACCAGCAGCUGCCGACGACCACUCCUCCCUCCUCGCCUUCCUCAUGAACGACGACUUUGCCGCGGCGCCCGGCGCCUUCCCUCACUACGGCGGCGACGACAGUAAUCUGGCCGGGCCAGCCUUCUUCGGGCACGCCGCCGCGCCGUUGCCACCGCCAGCGGAAAUGACUGGUCAAGGAAGGAAGCGCGGCUUCGCCCCCGCGCGAGACGACGGCUCGUCGCGGGCGGCGGCGGUCAGGAGGAAGGUGCAGGGCUCGCCGCCCACCUCGCCUGCCCACAGCGGCGGCGACGCGGCGCCGGCGGCGAGGGGCGGGGGGCGGCGGGUGUGGGUCAGGGAGCGAAGCACGGAAUGGUGGGACCGCCUCAGCAGCCCGGCGUGCCCGGACGCCGAGUUCCGCCAGGCCUUCCGCAUGUCGCGCGCCACGUUCGACGUGCUCUGCGACGAGCUUAGCGCCGCCGUCGCCAAGGAGGACACCGCGCUGCGCGCUGCCAUACCCGUGCACCAGCGCGUUGCUGUCUGCCUCUGGCGCCUAGCCACCGGGGAGCCCCUCCGCGAGGUCUCCCGCCGCUUCGGCCUCGGCAUCUCCACCUGCCACAACAUCGUCCUCCAGGUCUGCGCCGCCCUCACCGCCGUCCUCCUGCCCAAGGCCGUCCGCUGGCCGCUGGAGUCCCCCGCCUCCAGGUUCCAGGCCCUGUCCGGGAUCCCCGGCGUCGUCGGCUCCGUGUACACCGACCACAUCCCCAUCGGCCCGCCCAAGGACAACGUGGCCGAGUACUACAACCGCCGCCUCACGGAGCGGAACAACAAGGCCUCCUACUCCGUCGCCGUGCAGGCCGUCGUGGACGCUGACGGAGCCUUCACGGACGUGUGCAUCGGCCUCCCUGGCUCGCUGUCCGACGCCGCCGUGCUCGAGAGGUCCGCGCUGCACGCCCGCUGCGAGACCGGCAUGCUCGGAGACGACCAGCGCCGGCUGGUGGGCGGCGCGAGCUACCCGCUCACGGACUGGAUGCUCGUGCCGUACGCGCACCAGAACCUGACAUGGGCGCAGCACGCCUUCAACGAGCGCAUCGCUGCCGCGCGCGCAGCAGCGCGGGGCGCCUUCCAGAGGCUCAAGGGGCGGUGGCGCUGCCUGCAGCGCCGCACCGAGCCCAAGCUGCCGGACCUCCACAACAUGAUCGGCGCCUGCUGCGUGCUGCACAAUUUCUGCGAACGCAGCGGCGAGGAGCUCGACGCCGACCUCCAGUCCGAACUCUCCCAGCAGGACGAGGAUGACGUGGUCACCGCUGCCAAUCCAGUGCUGUCCUCAACGGCCGACAAGGAGCGGGACAGGAUUUCUCACGACCUCCUCCACGGCGGCCACCCCAGCGUUACAUUCUUCUAGGGGUCUGCCUCAUCAUAUCAAAACUCGGGCUACUGUAAUGCGACGAACUACUGAUCUUCCAUGAAAGCAUAGGAAGAAUCCCAGUUCAGAUUUUAGAUAGGAUAAGGAUUUUCUUUCUUUCUUUUCAUGCUUAUUCCAAGAGGCACUGACAAUGAUAUCAGAAAAUGUAGCGCAUUCAAGUCAGAUGUAAGUACAGUAUCAUAAUUUGGAAGGAAUUUACAAUAUUCAUUUGUCCAUAUCCAUGUCAUUGGCAACAUUUUCUGUGCCCCAAUACUGCCAGUCUAUCAUCAUGUGAUACACCUCG
Molecule: messenger RNA, 2416 nt
Organism: Hordeum vulgare subsp. vulgare (domesticated barley)
Lineage: Eukaryota; Viridiplantae; Streptophyta; Magnoliopsida; Poales; Poaceae
Exons: 2
Coding region: 1-2112 (703 amino acids)
Source: RefSeq, a predicted model, not a curated record